AGAUCGCCCUAAAGGGAAAGCGGCCAAUGCCUUGCUGAGAGCCCCUGAGGCAAAAGCACCUGGCAGAGGUUAAAGCCCAGCAAAGAGCAGCUGGAAGGAGUGGCUGAAAGGAGGUAGCAAGACAGACUGCUGGUGAAAGCUCCUUUUACACCCGAAGCAACACGAGCGGCACUCGCUUUUCUGCUGAGUCGGGCAGCGGGAAAUCCCAUUUCAGCUGGACAACCAGAUCCUUCCCCUCCUCCUCCUGCAGGAGAAGUAAAUGGAUUUUCUCUCUCUCCAAAAAAGAGAGAAAGAGGCAUGCCUGUCGCAACCGACUGAUUCAUCGCUUUCUUCUGGCACCCGCACCAGAUCUGCCAACACAGCCGUGCCUCCAGUGGCAGGCUUCGGAUCAAGACCACGUUGUCCGUCCCUGGCACUUGAGCAAGAGAGAAGCAGAUCACUCAUUUGCCAGUCGACUGCAAGCAAUUGAUUCUCUCUCUGGGGGGGAAACAGCUUCUCGCGGAUGGCACGCCAGAGGCUGGUGAUUAUGCAUGGAAAGAAUUUCUAGAGGGUCCGGAGAUAUUUGGCUGUCACUAGAACUCACACGGUGACAACGGUGCUCCACACUCACAGCACAACCACAAGGAUAACGACGUCCACAGCAACUUGAGCUCACAAAUGUGGCCAGGUAGAUUUGUUUUGCCAGGAAGGUUUAAAAACAUAAAGCCCUCUGGCCACAAGGAAACAAUUUUUCUCUGUCUACCUGUGUGGUGGAACCUAUAUUGGGAUAUGCGCAUGGGUGCUGUGAACCUUAAAGUGGUCCUUGGAUUUCUGUUUGCAUAAUAGGACUGGAGAGGUAGGUGAUUACAGCCUCUUCUUGGAGCGUCUUUGGGGUCAAGGCCCAGAAUCUUAGCUGCCUUCUACCGAGUCAGACCCCUGGUUUAUCUAUCUCAGUAUCAUCUACACUGACUGGCAGCAGUUCUCCAAUGUUUCAGGCAGGAGUCUCUCCCAGCCCUACUUGCAGAUGCCGGGAUUGAACCUACAGCCUUCUGCACGUGGAGCAGAUGCUCUAUCACUGAGCUCAUCCCUGAAAACAAUACAGCCAACAAUUUGGCCCUGAAAACAGCACAGGAAACUGCCUUAUACAGAGCGAGAGAACAUUGGUCCACAUAGAUCAGUACUGUCUACACUGACUGGCAGCCGUUCUCUGGGGUUUCAGACAGGGGUCUUUCCCAGUCCUACUUGGAGAAGACAGGGAUUGAAUCCGGGACCUUCUGCAUGCAAGGCAGAUGCUCUGCCAAUGAGCUAUGGCCUUGUCUUGAUUGGGUGCAGAGUGCAGACAUCAUGGAGCGGGACCAAUGCACCCUCCCGCCCUGCCAACUUAAGAACAGUAGCAGUCUCGCCAAUAUCACUGCCGAGGUCCUCAGCAGCGCCAGUGACGGCUUGGUGACAUCCUUCCUGGGGUGCUUCUUGGCCGCGAUGUGCCUCAUCGGGAUGGUGGGGAAUAUCUACACCCUGGUGAUAGUCAACCUCUCUGUAAGACUUACCGGCUCGAUGUACGUUUACAUCGUCAACCUGGCUUUGGCCGAUCUCUUGUAUCUUUCCACCAUCCCUUUUGUCGUUUGCACCUACUUUGUGAAAGACUGGUACUUUGGCGACGUGGGGUGCAGGGUCCUCUUCAGCCUGGACCUCCUCACCAUGCAUGCCAGCAUCUUCAUCCUCACGGUCAUGAGCACCGAGAGGUACCGGGCCGUCGUGAAGCCUUUGGACACCAUCCGGAGGCCCAGGGAUUAUCGGAGGGCCGUGGUCUGCGCCAUCUGGCUGGUCUCCUUCCUCCUGGCUCUGCCCACCAUGAUCCUCAUCGACCUGCAGACGAGCAACCAGGGUGGGGUAGUCAAGCGGAUGUGCCGCCCCACCUGGCAGAUGGAGGGCUACAAGAUCUACCUCACCGUGCUCUUUGGCACCAGCAUCCUGGCCCCGGGUGUCGUCGUCUGCUCUUUGUACGUCAAGCUGGUGAGGACCUAUUGGAGGUCUCAGGUGUCCACCUUCGGCCCCGGAGACACGAAGCAGCGGUGCCCUAGGCAGAAAGUCCUGUACAUGAUAUUCUGCAUCAUCCUCACUUACUGGAUCUGCUUCAUCCCCUUCUGGCUCUGGCAGCUUCUCAGCGUCUACCACCGCCAACCGAGCAACCUCAAGAGUCACACUGUCGUUUGCAUCAAUUUCCUGGUGACCUGCCUGGCUUACAGCAACAGCUGCAUCAACCCUUUCCUCUACACAUUGCUGUCCAAGAACUACAAGGAGUACUUGAAAAGCCAGCCGAGGAAUGGGCUCAGCCUCUCCAAAAUCAAGCCCAGGAGAGGUUCCUCGAGGCGAUCUGUGCUGUCUGGCAGCCACGUGCACACCGAGAGUGUGGCAAUUGCUCAGAUGGAGGGCAUCAACGACGAGGACAUCUUUGUCUUGUGAACAGGUCAGUCUCCACUCCUGGAUAUUCUGACAGUGACCUGUGGCCAGAGUUCUCUUUGCUCUACAAAUGCCUUGGCAUGGACAGAAACUGAUAUUCAGCACCCAAUCUCAGCUCUCAUUUAGAAGUUAUAGAUACUGUAAAUGCAGGUUGCUAGGCGUCUAAAACGUAAGCUCAGAGCAAUGCUGAGGAAAAUCCUAGAAGCGCUCUGUAUCUAUCUAUCAUCACUGCAUCUUCUUCCAGCCCCCACAAAAUAACAUUCUUAUCUGGAAAAGCUAAAAAUGUGACCAGGUUUUCUUGGAUUCCCUUUGAAUCCAUUCCCCUUGGAGGCAGAAUUAAUGUGUUUCCCCCACCUCAAUCAAUUCACACAGGAGUUCCCAACCUUGGGUCCCGCAAGAUGUUGUUGAACUACAAUCCCAUCACAAUAGCCGAAGGUGCAGAGGAUGAUGGAAGUUGUUGUCCAACAACAUCUGGGGACGAUGGGGUUUGCAAAGGACUCAAGGCUGGGGACCCUUGAAUUAGCAGAAGCCAACAUAUGCAACUAUGUUUUGAUUUCCACGAUCGGAUAGAAGAAUAACAUAAAAGCCACCUUGCUAGAUUGGAUUAGAGAGUCCCAAGAGGAAACUAUUUCCUCGAGUGGCCCACCAGAUGCCCCCAGGAAGCCCACAAGCAGGAAAUACAGGCAUGAUGCCCCCCAGUAAUUGAAAUUCAGAGGUAGACCGCCCCUGUACACAGAGGCUCCACACAGUCAUCAUGACAAAAAGCUAGUGAUCAAACUCUUUUCUGCCAUUAACCAAAUUUCAACUUUGUUUCAAGCCUUCAUACAGCUUCUUCGGUUUCCUCUGAACACUCUCAUCAUUUUGACUCCACUCUCCUAGACUUCCCUGCUCCAACAUUUCCCACAGACUGACAAACUCACUCUGCAAACUCUACCUGUCAAAUGAAGCAGAUCUUUGGUUUGCC
Hemicordylus capensis (graceful crag lizard) is the source of this 3403-nucleotide messenger RNA. RefSeq names its product urotensin-2 receptor-like. The record is from RefSeq and is a predicted model, not a curated record. Gene Ontology annotation, cellular component: membrane. Gene Ontology annotation, molecular function: urotensin II receptor activity. The coding region runs from base 1258 to 2442 and encodes 394 amino acids. The transcript is spliced from 2 exons. Gene Ontology annotation, biological process: neuropeptide signaling pathway; regulation of blood pressure; blood vessel diameter maintenance. Lineage: Eukaryota; Metazoa; Chordata; Lepidosauria; Squamata; Cordylidae.